This is a messenger RNA of Emiliania huxleyi CCMP1516, 621 nucleotides long. RefSeq lists its product as hypothetical. Gene Ontology annotation, molecular function: gamma-glutamylcyclotransferase activity. The transcript has a single exon. The record is from RefSeq and is a predicted model, not a curated record. NCBI's taxonomy places the organism in Eukaryota, Haptophyta, Isochrysidales, Noelaerhabdaceae. Bases 1 to 621 code for a protein of 206 amino acids.
AUGAUCCCAGCCCUCGUUGCCGCUGCGCUCGGCCUCGCCCGACCGCCACCAUCCACGGCGCCUGACGGCCUAUGCGUCGAAUAUUUCGCCAUCGGAUCCAACAUGGCCUCCAGAGUUUUCGAGGGCCGACGCGGCAUCAAGCCCUCCGCGAAACGCCCAGCGGUUGCCCUGGAUCACGCGCUCACUUUCGACGUGCCUGGCGCCGGGUUUGCCGAGCCGGCUUUCGCUGCCAUCUCAUCACGCACAGGCUCCGAGUGCCACGGGGUCCUUUACACGAUCUCCCCGCUGGACUGGCUGCGGCUGUGCGCCUCAGAAGCGGUGCCGGUUGCCUACGUGCCCGCCUUUCUCACAGUCGAGUGCUACGACGGCCGCCGCGUCGAGGCUGUCUCGCUGCAGGCUGCGCCUGGACUGCCGCGGCGGAGAGGCGGGACAGACGAGCCUCGACCGUCUGCGCGGUACCUCUCGCUGCUGCGCGACGGCGCCGCCGAGGCUGGGCUAGCGCCGGUGUGGCUCGAAUACCUCGACAGGCUCGAGCCUGCGGUGGGAUCAACGCCCGCCCCGCUCCCUGCCCCUCCGCCGAGGCGGAACUAUGAGGAGCGUUAUGGUGCGACGUUCGUGUGA